Messenger RNA from Acanthosepion pharaonis, 843 nucleotides. The record is from the annotation of a GenBank genome assembly. NCBI's taxonomy places the organism in Eukaryota, Metazoa, Mollusca, Cephalopoda, Sepiida, Sepiidae.
AUGAGAAGGAAAAAAUCGUCUAUGUCCUCACCGGCUUCUGUUGCCUCCAGGCCGGUAGAUCGUAACGAAAGUAGGAAAACGGUUACAGGCUUAAGUCUGGGGGAAAUCACGUGGGCUGUGAAUUGUGGUGGAGGUUCCCAUACUGAUAUUCAGGGUAUCCGUUACCAAGCCGACUAUCUAAAAACUGGAAUAGCUUCUGAUUACGGCAAGAACCUUAUGAUCCAGAGGAUUGUUCCUCAAGAUCAGAUUCUUUACCAAACUGAAAGAUACCAUACAUCGACUUUUGGUUAUGAAAUACCUAUUAAAGAGGAUGGGGACUAUGUCUUGGUGCUGAAAUUUUGCGAGGUGUGGUUUACCUCAUCCAACCAAAAGGUAUUUGACAUAGUAUUGAAUGGAGAACACACUGUUGUUGAUGAACUUGAUAUUUUUGCCAAGGUUGGGCGAGGAGUGGCCCAUGAUGAAAUGCUGCCUUUUUCAAUAAAAAAUGGGAAAUUGAAAGUUAAUGGAGAAACAUCACAAAUUAAUGGCAAAAUUACUGUGGAAUUUAUUAAGGGUGAUGCUGACAAUCCAAAAAUUAAUGCUAUAUACGUGAUGAAGGGAACUUUGGAUGAUGUACCCAAGUUGCCGUCCCUACCUGGUGCUGAACCUCCCCCAUUGGAAGAUGAUGAGGAAGAAGAGGAAGAAGAAAGUCCAGAAACUAAGUCCCCAUCAAAAUCUCGCCGUCCGUCAGGGCCAAAAGCUCAAGAUCCCUAUGCUGCCGAUGAUACCAGUACAAUGUUGUUGCCAGUGUUUGUGGCCAUUGGCGCCUUCAUCCCACUCCUUUUUUGUCUAUGCAGGUUAUGA